Molecule: messenger RNA, 1446 nt
Organism: Cuscuta europaea
Lineage: Eukaryota; Viridiplantae; Streptophyta; Magnoliopsida; Solanales; Convolvulaceae
Source: the annotation of a GenBank genome assembly
UAAGGAGAAGGUUGAGACAAGAGUUUACUCAAAGAGGACUCUUGGCCUCGCCCCUCAUCAUUGUGGAAAGAGCCAAAAUACACUCUCAUCACUCCCAUUAGCCAUUUAUUCUAACCAAGACCCAUCUAGGAAAGGAGAGAGUCUUCAAAUCACAAUUUUCAUCAUUCAAAUUUGCACCAAGAGCAAGGGAGGAAGAAUGAAGGAAAAAGAAAAGAAAAUGGGAGAUUAAGAAGGAAAAAUCUAGGAUAACAAGGUUAAGGCUAGGGUCCUACUACCUGCACCUUUACAUAUGGCGGUUCGUGCUUCACAUUUCAUUUUGAACUUAUAAUUAUGCUCAUGGAUAUUUUGACAUUAUUUUUCUAUAAAUUAUUUGGGGGCUUGCGUGCUCAUGUUUGCCACUUGUGGUGAAUGAUUAAACAUAUUAUUAGUUCCGCAUUUUGUUUGAUUAUGAUAUUGAUGUUCGUUUUAUGUGUUUACUAAUCGGUGUGGCAUUUGAACCUAUUGGGUGCCUUGUAUGAUUUAAUAUGAAUGAACUAUAGUUGUUCCUAUUACAUUGUAUGGCAGUUAUCCACGUGGCACGGACGCGGUCUAAGGCCUGACAGACCAGGUCGCUACAAUGACCAAACCACCUGCCCAGGUCCGAGUGAUCUCGUUAUCCACACUGAUGUGUACACUUUCACUUACCCUAUCCACCACCAUCUCCACGAUAACCAACUCCAUCGGUACUAUACCCCCACCACUUCCCAAUUACUGCCCAACCCCCUCUCACCGCCACUACCCCCACGGCCCACCAUGUAACUGUGUUGGGCAGCCGCUUCCCCCACACCUCCUCCAACCAUUUCCCCGCGCCCUCUCCACUUCCCCAACCACUGGCCUAGCCCCUACACCACCCCCUGAGACCGCUAGUUCACCAGAACCACUCUGAAUUCCUACGACAUCACUCUCCGCUAUAAGGAUACUCUAGCCGCCACACUUAUUUUCGAUCUGAAAACCUAGCCACCACAAUCGUCCUUGAUCUAAAAUGGUAGUUGCUCCGAUCCAAAACCAUAGCUCCUCAAAUGAAUCCCUAGCGCCACCAGACCUUGAAAGCCAUAAAUAUACCUUUUAAAUCCCUAGCGGAUUCAAAGGUGUUUCUAUCUUAUCAAAGGGAAUAUCCAACCUAGUUGCAUUCAAUUCAUGGAAGUCGAUGGUUCAUCCCUUCCCUUCCAGUCUAUUAUCAUAUCACCUACAAGAAUCCCAGGCUCAUUCGACAUCCCCCGGUGAAUGAAUAAACCCUAGGAAAAGUUUAUAUAGUUCUAAAUCUUUCUUAUUAUUUCUUUAUUAAUUCAAUAGCAACCACAUAAACCAACUUUUCUUAAUAACCACACAUCUUCCUCAUGUUCCAAUUUUAUUGGGACAGAGGUAGUAUUAUAUUUUCCAAAAAUUAAUGUAAGUGAUACUUUUUAC